ACGGAGAAACCGUGCCGUUAUGUCCGACGGGCUGCGGGGUUGUAACAGUUUGUUUAACUGUAAAAACCCGGAUCAAAACGCAAAUGUAUUGAGGUUUCUCUCUCGUCGUCCCGGUAAAGGACACGUUUAGGGUCGGGCUUUGUUGAAAAGCACCCGGAACUCUGAAGUUUUACCGAAGUUGCAGCGAGAAGAGGACCCGUCGGAUUCGCCCCGUGGACUCGGUCUGGAUAGCAUUCCCGAGACUGCAGCUGCAGGCCAUCUUCUGAUGGGCGCACACUGCGAGGCAACUCACCGGGAGAACGCCAAAUCAUCCGAACGAGACAGGAACUGUGAAAGAAUGAAGACGAGCUAGUUAGUGUGCCUUUCAAAGAAACGCAGGAGGUUUUCUUGGAAGUAUACACACCGAUGUUUAGCUGGACUAAAAACACAAAUCAGAGAAACCUGAAGUGUAAAUUUGCUUUUUGAUUCUGCAAAAGGGGCACCUUUACACAUAAGUGAUCAAUAUGAGUGCUGAAGGCUAUCAGUACAGAGCCCUUUAUGACUACAAGAAGGAGAGGGAGGAGGACAUCAACCUGCAUGUGGGGGAUAUACUGUUGGUAAGCAAAGGAGCACUGGUGGCACUUGGGUACACCGAUGGCCUGGAACAGAGGCCAGAUGAGAUUGGCUGGCUUCCAGGCAUCAAUGAAACCACUCAGGAAAAGGGAGACUUCCCCGGGACAUACGUUGAGUUCAUUGGGAAGAAGAAGAUCUCUCCCCCCACGCCCAAGCCGAGACCCCUCAGACCCUUACCUGAAGCUUCGGGAUGCUUCAGGGCGGACUCGGACCCGGAGCAAGGCUUCUGUCUGCUGGACUUGACGGAGCAGUUUUCCCUCCCCGAGACCAGUCCACCCAUGCUGGCCAGACUGCUGGAAGCUAUUGAGAGGAAAGGUCUGGAAAAUCCCACUUUGUAUCGGACUUUUACUGCCGGUGGUGGACUUGAAAUCAGACAGUAUUUUGAUUGUGACCCUCCCUUACCAGACCUGGAUCCGGUGGAACUCCCCAUCCUGUGCGACGGUCUGCGCAGGUACCUGCAGGAUCUUCCCCAGCCCGUCAUCCCCACUGCAAUACAUGCUCAGAUGGUCCACACUGCCAAAGAGGCGGUGAAUCCUGAGGAAUGUGCCCAGCUACUACGCCGCGUCGGCAGCUCCCCGAGCCUGCCGCCCCAAUACUGGCUAACCCUCCACUGUCUGCUGAGGCAUUUCUCCAGAGUGUGCCAAAACGGCUCCAAGAACCUGCUCAGUGCCAGAGCCCUGGGCGAGAUCUUCAGCCCGGUGCUCUUCAGACAGCAGGCCACCGGUUGUGAAGCCAGCUCGGACGCUCACAUCAAGAUCAUUGAAGUUCUGGUGACCAGUGAAUGGAGCGAAAGUCAGGCCGCUCCAGCUCUACCUCCAAAGCCACCCAAGCCCACCACGCCUGUGACUAACAACGGUAUGAACAACAACAUGGCGCUGCAAGACGCCGAAUGGUACUGGGGAGACAUCUCCAGGGAGGAGGUCAACGAGAAACUGAGGGACACUGCGGACGGUACUUUCUUGGUGCGGGACGCCUCCACGAAGAUGCACGGAGACUACACUCUGACUCUGAGGAAAGGAGGAAACAACAAGCUCAUCAAGAUAUUCCAUCGGGAUGGGAAAUACGGCUUCUCAGACCCACUGACCUUCAGCUCCGUUGUUGAGCUCAUCAACCACUAUCGCAACGAGUCACUGGCUCAGUACAACCCCAAGCUCGACGUCAAGCUGCUGUACCCGGUCUCCAAGCAUCAGCAGGACCAGGUGGUGAAAGAAGACAACAUAGAGGCCGUGGGGAGGAAGCUGUGCGAGUACCACCAGCAGUACCAGGAGAAGAACAAAGAGUACGACCGCCUGUAUGAAGAAUACACCAGAACUUCACAAGAAAUCCAAAUGAAGAGGACGGCCAUCGAGGCGUUUAAUGAAACCAUAAAGAUAUUUGAGGAGCAGUGCCAAACACAAGAGCGGUACAGCAAGGAGUACAUCGAGAAGUUCAGGAGAGAAGGCAACGACAAGGAGAUCCAGAGGAUUAUGGGCAAUUACGAGAAAUUGAAGUCCCGGAUUAGUGAAAUCGUAGACAGCAAACGCCGACUGGAGGAAGAUCUGAAGAAACAGGCGGCCGACUACCGAGAGAUCGACAAGCGGAUGAACAGCAUCAAGCCCGACCUCAUCCAGGUCCGCAAGACCAGAGACCAGUACCUCAUGUGGUUGACCCAGAAGGGAGUCCGACAGAAGAAGCUCAACGAGUGGCUGGGAAUCAAGAACGAGAACACGGAAGAUCAAUAUUCUAUGGUGGACGACGACGAAGACCUUCCUCACCACGACGAGCGGGCCUGGAAACUGGGCAACAUCAACCGGCUACAGGCGGAGGCUCUCCUCCAGGGCAAGAGAGACGGAACAUUCCUGGUUCGAGACAGCAGCAAAGCGGGAUGCUACGCCUGCAGCGUUGUCGUGGACGGUGAGGUGAAGCACUGCGUCAUCAACAAGACCCCCUCGGGUUUCGGCUUCGCCGAGCCGUACAACCUGUACAGCUCCUUGAAAGAACUCGUACUUCACUACCAGCACACGUCUCUGGUCCAGCACAAUGACUCUCUGAAUGUGACGCUCGCGUACCCGGUGUACACCCAGCAGAGGCGGUGAGGACCCCGGCUGUUUUCCACACGGACACAAAAGAAGAAGAAAAAAAGGCCUCGCGACGAGUUGGAGUUACGUUGUCCUCGGACCCUAUGAUUUAUAACGCAGACACACACAGACACACACAAAGAGGAGGAGGGCUCCGUUUGCCCGACUUGAGAUUUGAACUGGGAGGAGAAGGACGCAGUAAAAGCCUGAAGCGUUUUCAGUGACUUUGCCCGAGCCCGAGGCGAGUCUGAAUGUAGAUGUAUUUCUUCUCUCUCGCUUUAUUUUUGUCGGCGCAGAGAAUCCAGGCGGAAAAGUGCUGAACUCUGCCGCCGCCGAGGAGGAGGAGGAGGAGGACGUUCGAGGCCUUUUUCCCCCCCCCAACGGUGCUUGACCUUUUUCAAAGCUUUACGAGCCGGGAGCGUCGAAUCGCAACAGAUAUAAACUCUUCAAAUGGAUCUGUUCUCACCGGCCACACCGCUGUUUCCCCCGCCCCCUCUUUUUGUUUCUUUCCCCUCAUCUUUGUGCGUCUGUGUUUCUGCACAAGUGUGUGUGUGUGAGUGAGUGUGUGUGUGUGUGUGUGUGAGUGUGUGUGUCCAUGUGACCAAAACCCAUAGAAUCAGGUAAAUGUGUGAUGUCGGGGCAGGCUGUGUAACACAUUUGCUUGUGUUGACUGUUCAGUAGCAGACCAUGGAUCAGCUGAUAAAUGUAGCAAAAUGGCACUUUCUAAAACAAAGUUGUAAUUUUUUUCUUUUUUUCUUUUGGAAAAAGACUCGUAUGGACUUUUAUGCGAAGAGCAGAGGGGACGAGACCUCCGCAUCCUGCCUUCAUACUGUUGAGCAUUAUAGUGCAGACGUGAACUUGGUCUUUACUGUGGGCGGGUGAAACUAUGAAUGGACUUAACUAUUUCAUGGUCAUAUGUGAAAAUGUGCAAAGUCAUGAAUCAAAGUGCACCAUACCAAAAAGGAUCCGUUCCUCUUUAGUUAUAUUCUGAUCUGCUAUGCAAUUCUUUCUCUUAUUUCUUCAGAAUUGUGUUUUAUUGUUUCAGUUGCAAAACCCACGAUAUAAGCUUGUUUUAUUGCUUGAAAAGUAUCUUUUCCUGUGCAAAUAUCCAAAUGGAUAUUUUGAGUCAAAAUGCCAAGAUACAGUUAAAAAAAAAGAAGAAGAAAAAAAAAGAAAAAUAAUAAUGAAAAAAAAAUGCUUAUUAUUAUUUUUUUUAAGAUGAUAAUAAUAGCAACAUACACUUUAUUAUAAAUUACUUUAACAACUGGUGUAACGAUGGAAAAGAUGAGUUUUUUUUGGGCUUCAGACUAAAGUUCCUCUCAGGCAGAGCCUUCUGAGUACGAGCUCUCUCACUCAGUGGGCGAGACGAUGGGAUUGGACAACCCACGCGUAGCCAUCACCACGACAACCACAGGUAUAGAUUUAUUUUGUUAUAAAAUAUAUAUGUUCCCACACGAGAAUAUAUCAAAAGCAAGACCGGAUAUUGUUGUUAAAAGGAUCGGCAUACAUUGUCCACUUAGUAUUUUUCUGUAUCAGAAAAUCACUGUGUUUACAUAAGUGGAUCGGCUCAUUUCAGAUGGUCUUUAAUUUCAUAUUUUUUCAACGAGGACAAAAAUGUCACCGCACUCAACUUAAUUUUCUCCCCCCCACAUCUUUUAUUCUCUUCUUUUAUUCUUUUUUUCUUUUUCAGUUACGGUACGCAUGUAAUAAUUAAUCGAACGUUUCUUUUUUUUAUUUAAUUUUUUAAAAUGAAGCCACCAGAACUACCAAUGUAUCACUCUUGUUAAGUCUAACCCUUGUGAACACUCAAAAUCACUCGAAUGACGGCGUCUGCCAUUAAUAAUAAUAAUAAUAUAUAUAUUUUGCGAUCAUAGAUCAGCCUGUCGAAACAUCACUGAGAUAUAUUUUUACUCCCGCCGUAAAAAAAAUGUAAUCGUGCUCGGCGCAGCCGUCGAGUGAAACUGUUGAAGAUAUCUUCGUGAAACAAAUUAGUUGUAAAACAAUUAGACUCUUAAUUCUCUCCAUCUUUUUUUGGGAAAAAGGAAACGUACCGACAGCGAAGCUCAAAAAGAGACGGGCGUGAGGAGAUUUGUCAGCGUAGAAACAUUUGAUCAUUUUUAGCUGAGUUCAUAUUAUUCCUUGAACAAGCUUCCAAAAUGUAUUAUUUGUUAUGUAUGUGAGCAGAUUACUCAUCCAGGAUCGGUUCUCCCAAAGCCGUCGCCAAGGAUGCUCGAUCUGGCAUAUAUAAGAUCUAUUUUAUUAUCUACCGCCCCAACAACUCUUUAUUAUUGUCAGAAAUUGCACCAUUAUUUUUUCUUUGCCCCAAGUCUGGGUUGUAUGGUUAUUUUAGGUGUUUUAUUUUAUUAUUUUAAUUAUUUUUUUAUUAUUAUUUGAAGCUCAUCUUUUUGUGGGUGUCCCAGACAUAAUGAUUAGAUUGAGAUUUACCAGUGUUUCCCAAGUUAUGCUUCAAAUCUGUAUUGGGCUUUGUUAAAAAGGAAAUAAAAACACUUCUUUUUAAGAAACUUG
Messenger RNA from Pseudoliparis swirei, 5195 nucleotides. It is a transcript of the gene pik3r1, whose product is annotated as phosphoinositide-3-kinase, regulatory subunit 1 (alpha). Gene Ontology annotation, molecular function: protein binding; 1-phosphatidylinositol-3-kinase regulator activity. The record is from RefSeq and is a predicted model, not a curated record. The transcript is spliced from 15 exons. Gene Ontology annotation, cellular component: phosphatidylinositol 3-kinase complex. Gene Ontology annotation, biological process: insulin receptor signaling pathway; phosphatidylinositol phosphate biosynthetic process. The coding region runs from base 504 to 2687 and encodes 727 amino acids. NCBI's taxonomy places the organism in Eukaryota, Metazoa, Chordata, Actinopteri, Perciformes, Liparidae.